This is a messenger RNA of Sphaerulina musiva SO2202, 3710 nucleotides long. RefSeq names its product P-loop containing nucleoside triphosphate hydrolase protein. The transcript has 3 exons. The record is from RefSeq and is a predicted model, not a curated record. NCBI's taxonomy places the organism in Eukaryota, Fungi, Ascomycota, Dothideomycetes, Mycosphaerellales, Mycosphaerellaceae. Gene Ontology annotation, molecular function: helicase activity. The coding region runs from base 1 to 3498 and encodes 1165 amino acids. Gene Ontology annotation, biological process: regulatory ncRNA-mediated heterochromatin formation. Gene Ontology annotation, cellular component: nuclear RNA-directed RNA polymerase complex.
AUGAACGAAGACCUCCAAGAGCGCUUCACGCGCUCGAAGAAGCCUGUCCGCGAUGAUGGCGGCCCACGGGGUUCCGCCCAGGUCAUGAUCCUACCGCCGAAGAUCAACGCCCAGGUCAGCGAAUAUUAUGUCGAACCUGUCGUCACAGACGGUGGAUGGCUCGCAAAGCCAGAAGUUCCCACCGCAGAGGAAGUCCUCGACCUGUAUGAUGAUGACAUCUCGUCUCCAGACGUUGUCGAGCUUCCCACAAACCGAGUCAAAGGAGCCUGGGAGUCCAAAGAGGAGUAUCUAUCGGCCCAGUAUCUUCUCAACCGUGAGGACUCGGUGCGAGGCCUUCGGGAGGCGGUCACAAACAUAAGACUGGACCCCGAUAAGACCGAAGAUUUUUUCGAUGGAAAAUUCGGCAUUUAUGAAAAGGUGCACAUUUGUGGCAUCACGGCAUCUCCUCGUGGCCUGGCUCACAGGAUCACCUUCAGCACGAGGCGUGCUGGUAAAGUGAUACUAUGGGAACAGUCCAAGAGAUUAAUCGCCGGCAGCUUGGUGGUGCUUACUCCUGCUAAAGACAAGUUCCAGUCGACAGCUAUCGUUGCUACCGUCGCGGCACGUCCUCUUGAGUACCUGAAACUGAACCCGCCAGAAAUUGACAUUUUCUUCGCCCGUUCCGAAGAUUUCGAGGUCGACCCUUCCAUUGAGUGGCUAAUGGUCGAGGACAAGGGUGGCCUGUACGAGGCCAAUCGCCAUACGCUACUGGCUCUACAACGCAUGAUGCGGGAACCCUUUCCUCUGAGUCACCACAUUCUCGACGCAAAGAUGGCCGUAGGUCCUCCGAAGUAUGUCCGGGAUCGCCCAGUCCUCGACCUCUCGAAAGUUCUGCACAAUACUGCAAAUCAGUCUUUUGAGAAUGUGGACGUUCUCAAUGGCUGGCCGUUGGAUGCCCAGAGCGUACUCGAUGAGUCACAGCUGGCGGCACUUCAACACAUCCUCACCAAGGAGCUGGCUAUCAUUCAAGGUCCACCAGGAACUGGCAAGACGCACGUGUCAGUCCAGGCCGUGAGGGUGAUGCUGGAUAAUUGGAAGCAAGGCGACCCCCCCAUCAUUGUGGCUUGUCAGACCAACCAUGCCAUUGACCAGUUCCUUCGCCACAUUGCAGCAUUCGAGCCAGAUUUCGUACGCCUUGGCGGUCGCAGCAAGGACAGAGACAUUGUCAAAAAGCGCACACUGUACCAAGUCCGCAUUUCGACUUCCGAGAACCCGCCAGCGGGCGGUCUCUACGGUAAGGCACGCAAGGUUAUCAGGGGCCUGGAGAAGCAAGUUCGGCUGCUCCUGGCGCCACUCCUGCCUACUCAUAAGCCGCUCGAUCAUCGCCUUUUGGAAGACUUCAAGCUUUUGACGCAGGCUCAGGCUGACUCGCUCGAUGCCGGCGCGGCUCGCUGGGUGCAAAGCAAGAAGUCGAAUCCGGUCGAGGCUCAAUCACCAUUUAUGGUGUGGCUUGGUGACAAGCUGAUCCAUGUUGAUCCCAAGCAACUCAACAACGAGCAUGGCUUUGAUCGCGAGGAGGCAGACCUCGAACAAGAGCGUCUGCGUGAAGAGGAGGCCGAGAAUGCUGCUCAAGACGACGAGGAGUUCGAAAAGCUGAGCGGCUCCUACUUCGACGUGGCUGACAACUUCACUUGCCGGAAAGUUCCUGGUGUCGACCACAAGGUCAAAGAAUUGCUCCAAGAGCAGGAUAUGUGGAAGAUCCCAGAGUCCAGCAGAGGUGCCGUGUAUCGCCACCUACAGUCCGCCGUCAAGCAGCACAUCCUGCCAGCUCUUCGAGAUCUGGCAAAGAAGUUCGACGUCGAGGCUCGUAAGCGCAGAAUCGGCCAAUUCGAGAGGGACGAACCAAUCUUGAAGAGACAGAAGAUCAUCGGCAUGACGACUACAGGUCUCAGCAAGUAUCGCGGGCUCCUCGCUGCCCUCCAGCCAAGAGUCGUCCUCAUCGAAGAAGCAGCAGAAACUCUUGAAGCUCCGGUGACCGUUGCCUGCAUGCCGUCACUUGAGCACCUCAUCCUUGUCGGCGACCAUAAGCAGUUGCGCCCUCAUACUCAUGUCAGCGCCCACGAAAACGAACCUUGGUUUCUGAACGUGUCUCUGUUCGAGCGCAUGGUCAACAACAAAGUCGAGUGGUCCACACUACGCAAGCAACGCCGCAUGAUCCCCGAGAUCCGCCGCCUCCUUCACCCAAUCUAUGGCAAUCUCAUCAAGGACCAUCCCUCAGUCACUGAUCCUGAAUGCCGACCUGACGUGCCUGGCAUGGGUGGCGUGAAUUCAUUUUGGUUCACUCAUAGCUGGACCGAGGGCCGCGACGACCUGAUGUCUUGUCACAACGAAGACGAGGCGAAAAUGAUUGCCGGAUUCGUUGAGUACCUGAGCUACAAUGGAGUUCAGCCCCAAGACAUCACGAUCCUUACAUUCUACAAUGGUCAACGCAAGAAGCUUCUGCAGGAGCUUCGGAGCCGCAUUGUUCUCCGGGAUUGCAGAUUCACAGUCGUGACUGUGGAUUCUUACCAAGGCGAGGAAAAUAAAGUAGUCAUUCUCAGCUUGGCACGUUCCAACGACCAUGGGCAAAUGGGCUUCCUCUCCGUCGAGAAUCGUGUCUGCGUUGCCCUUUCUCGUGCGCAAUGCGGCUUCUACAUCUUCGGCAAUGCCCUGUUGCUGCACAAGAUCGAAAGUGGCAAGACCUGGACCACAGUUAUGAACAUCAUGGCUGGCAAGGAGGUGAAGGAGAUGGAUGACAUGGAAUUGGUGCACCGUCAGCGUUUCAAUGCCUUCUUCACAGUACGCUGCAAGAAUCAUGGCAACGAAGUCCAGAUUCACCAUCCAGAUGAGUGGACUCUCCAUGGCGGCUGUAAGCAGGUGUGCCAAGCCCAGCUCCCGUGUGGUCACGAUUGCACCUUGCUGUGCCACCCCAUGGAUCACGAGGAUGUCAAUUGCACCAAGUGCAGAGGCAGGCCUGUUGGGAGCGUCGAUUCGAAAUUGACUGCUGCUAUCCAGGGCGCACCAGCAACCUUGUCAAAGCCCGCUUCUCGAGAGACGUGCAGCUCGGAGAACAGUUCCUGGCGCUCUUACGCUUCGUCAGCCCAAGAGCAGCACCACCAGGCCAUUGCGUCUUACGUUCCUCAUUCGCAGCGACCAGGCCACGCCGAAGAUCUCGUUAAAAUCAGUUCUUCGGGAAGCCUUUUCAGCAUCGACGCCGAUGUUGACAGACUCUCUCUUGGUCCAGAUAGUGCCUCCACCAUCACCCCUUCGUACAUCACUCAGGCUGAGCACAGGCCAAUGUAUAGGUCUGAUGGCGGUGCAGACAGGUCCGACAGUCCUGCCGGUGUUCCAAUGGGUGGCGGUGAUGGCAAGCGGUUUAAGUGGGCGGAAACCUAUCGACCAGCGGGACUACAGGCGCCCAAGGAGCCGAAGAAGGAUUUGUCGGAAGAAGUCAACUUGAUUGACUUUGAUGACGAUUGAGUGUCGUCGCGACUAAUAUUGGGAAUCAGCGCGAGAAACAAAGUGCUAUGGGAUCUUUGAUGAGGCAACGGCUUCGUCUCAUGCAUUGGUCAUAUUGGCACGGACUAUGACAGCAACAGACAUGGGCUUUCAAGCGCAUCGCUGGCUGACCCAUCCGCGCUUCUGUACAUGACAGAGCGUAGGCAGAUUAGACAUCAGACUGAGUAAGGAAC